This is a messenger RNA of Nasonia vitripennis (jewel wasp), 820 nucleotides long. RefSeq names its product DNA-directed RNA polymerase I subunit RPA12 (gene RpI12). The transcript has 3 exons. The record is from RefSeq and is a predicted model, not a curated record. Gene Ontology annotation, molecular function: nucleic acid binding; DNA-directed RNA polymerase activity; zinc ion binding. Lineage: Eukaryota; Metazoa; Arthropoda; Insecta; Hymenoptera; Pteromalidae. Gene Ontology annotation, cellular component: RNA polymerase I complex. The coding region runs from base 123 to 500 and encodes 125 amino acids. Gene Ontology annotation, biological process: DNA-templated transcription; termination of RNA polymerase I transcription.
AGUGGCUAGUCCGUAGUCAAAUGAGCUGGAGCAUGGCCGCCGGAUGGUUUUUACGCACUUGUUUAUAGAAGUCUCGGAAAACAAACUAGUGCAGGCAAAAUCGUAAAAAAAGUUGGCUAAAGAUGGGCUCUUCUGACGACGGCGUGUCUUUCACGACGACUCCUGGUUUUUGCCCGGAUUGUGGAUCAAUUCUGCCUCUGUUGGGUGAUCGCGGCGGUGUGACUUGCUACGCUUGCAAACGAGUCUGGGGCCCCGAAGUGUUUGGAGAAAUGGCCAUGACUUACACAGUUAAUUUCAAUAAUAAAGAUACCUAUGCAUCAGCAAAACAAGAUGAUGACGAUGAGGAAGAAGCUGAUGGCCCCAUUGUUGAUAGACGGUGUCCUCAGUGUAACAAUGACAAAAUGUCCUAUGCCACAUUGCAAUUAAGAUCUGCUGAUGAAGGUCAAACAGUAUUUUACACAUGCACCAAAUGCAAAUUCAAAGAAACUGAAAACUCGUGAUUUACGUAUAUUAAGGUUUAUAGUAAUGUAAUAAUUAAGACAAAUUUAAUAAAACAUAGAGCUUUAUUUGUUUUACAUUUAACAAAUAAUUGAUGAUGAUUAUACAAGCAGCUCUUUAAUGUUAUUGUAAGUCUGCGAAGGCAGAUCCUACGAAAUUCUACCUUGAUUACGCUUGGAUGAAAUGACCUCAAUAUUUACACAAUUUAAAGACCUCGAAUAUUAAAAGUUAACAAGUUUUUUCUUUAAUAAAUUCAUUUUGAUUAAUCCUCCAAAAUGUUGCAAUGGUCCUUGUUGGAUUAAAAAACUUUGAUUCGCUGAAA